Messenger RNA from Saccostrea echinata, 1065 nucleotides. RefSeq names its product muscle M-line assembly protein unc-89-like. The transcript is spliced from 2 exons. The record is from RefSeq and is a predicted model, not a curated record. Lineage: Eukaryota; Metazoa; Mollusca; Bivalvia; Ostreida; Ostreidae. Bases 1 to 1065 code for a protein of 354 amino acids.
AUGGGGUGUAUUAAAUCGAAAUGCGCUUCCCCAGAGGAAAGAAACGGAAUUAAAAAUGCAAGAAGAGGCCCUCCUCGAGGCAUCCGCCGCAUUGCAAAUUUAUUUCGUAAGACAAGGAUCCAGCCUCUAAAUAUUCAAACAUCUGAUGAUUCCCCCUAUAACUCCUUCCAGGACCCGCCGGAGAUUGGAAGAGAACUGGCUGAGCCAAGCAAGGAGACACGGCAGGGAGAGAACGACAGCUCGCCCAGAGACCACGAUUGCCUGGAAAUGGAAGAAUUAGAGCAGCCUUGUACUUCCACCGAUUCAAGUAUUAAGGGUGUUACACAACCGGAUUUACAAGACUUCGGGCAGGAGGACACUGAUGGAGAGUCGCUCUCCCGAACAUCCAGUGACCAUAGCGACCAAGAAAAGGACCGUUCAUCAAUGUCGCAAGAAAAAUCAGAAUUCAAAGCAGCCAAAGAGAAGACGAAGAAUCCCAAAACAGUAUCUUUCUCUGUGGAAUUGGAAGAAAUUGUAUCUUUUUCUGUAGCCCCAGAAGAAGACAAAGAGAGAAGGGAUAUUGUUGUUGUCCUUCCAAGUUGUUCCAACCUGGAAAGUCAAUCCGGCGAGGAGCACGAGAUCCAAGAAAGAACUGCUCCAGCUCCCUGCAAAAAAGCGCGUACCACCACUGGAACAAGGCCUCGCACUGCGCAGCCUCGGAUUAGUUCUACCUUGCCUACCUCCGGUCACUCCUGCAGUAAAGAGUCCAGGGUCCAUGCUUCCAAAGUUCAGAAGGAAAAGAAAAGCAAACAGGCUAGGUGUGCACAAGGGCAUAUUUCCUCUCCAAGAAAACCCCGACCCAAAUCGUCCCGACCCAAGACUCCCAAAAAAGAUCGAAACUUGGAGCUGGCGUAUAAAUGGAAGUCUGUCCAAAAAUGGAUGAAGAGAUUUACGGACACAGUCGAAAGAGCAGACAGCAGGCCAAAAAAGCCCCGCGCUAAAUCUGCUCCAGCCAACGCGAGUGGUAGACGUGGACGUCAACAGCCAACUCAGGAGAGGGAAGGACAAGAAGUGAGUUCUAUAUAA